AUGUUAUCUUGGAUUUCAAGAGAAGAAGAAGCAGCAUAUUAUGCUAUUCAAACUGGUGAAAACAUUGAGGAUUCCCAUAUGGAAAAUAAUCCAGAGAAAGUGUCCGACGUCGUUUUGCAUCCCGAGGUUGACUUUUCCUUAAUUCGGCAAUUUUUGCAGAAAGCUGCUGGUAUAUUUGACAAAAAACGUUGUUCAAAAAGGACGCUGAUAGAUAUCUGUAAUGGAAGAGAAACCAAAAAUGAUAUUGCAUAUGGAAAAUUUGUUAGAAAAGCAAGUGCUCUGAAGGUAGUUGACGCUGAAGAGAAUGAUUUUGAAGUCUGGCCUCAAGGUAAGGAGAAAGCAAAGUAUAAAGUGCUAUCAGAUUUGCACAUGUGCCCUGAACUAAGCACAAGUUAA
This is a messenger RNA of Ceutorhynchus assimilis (cabbage seed weevil), 396 nucleotides long. The record is from the annotation of a GenBank genome assembly. NCBI's taxonomy places the organism in Eukaryota, Metazoa, Arthropoda, Insecta, Coleoptera, Curculionidae.